This is a messenger RNA of Branchiostoma floridae (Florida lancelet), 2791 nucleotides long. Its product is annotated as oxidoreductase HTATIP2-like. Gene Ontology annotation, cellular component: cytoplasm. The transcript has 6 exons. Lineage: Eukaryota; Metazoa; Chordata; Leptocardii; Amphioxiformes; Branchiostomatidae. Gene Ontology annotation, biological process: import into nucleus. The record is from RefSeq and is a predicted model, not a curated record. Bases 202 to 927 code for a protein of 241 amino acids.
GAUGUAAUGCACUUAGUCUAUUUUUGUGCCUGGCAUUCAACCCCUUGAGGACUGGGGUGUGUCUGCACUGUGCAGAGUAAAUAACAUUAGCAGGACAUGUUGGGAGGUUUUCAACCCUAUUUACAGAUUGGAGCCACAGUUUCUGUUGGUUUUGUGGUUCUCUAAGGAAUCCUGAUCAGCUGGCAAGACGGAUUUUGCAGAAUGGCCGAAGCAGCUCCAGGAAAGGAAGAUGAGUUCAGAUCGACCAAUCAGACAGCUUUUGUGGUUGGAUAUUCUGGUGGAACUGGACUGGCAUUGGUUGAGGAACUUGUGAACCGGAACAUCUUUCAGAAGGUGUUCCUGAUUGGUCGAAGGAAACUUGAUAAGUAUGAAGGGGACAAAUACAGUAUGCUGGAACAGAAGGUGGUGGACUAUGAGAAGUUGGAGGAGGAUCAUGCAGAUGAGUUCAAAGGUCACAGUGUGGGAUUCUGCUGUCUUGGAGCAGCCAAAACAAGUGUUGGAAAAGAGGAAUACAUAAAAUCGAACCAUGACUACAUCGUGAAAGUGGCAGAACUAGCCAAAGCUGGGGGCUGCAGACAUUUUCUCCUUACCUCUGCCAUUGAUGCAGACAAAGACUCCAGGAUGCUUCACAAGAGACUCAAGGGUGAAGUGGAGGCGGAGUGUGCAGACAUGGGCUUCCAGAAUUUGUCCAUCUUUCGACCAGCCAUGAUCCUUGUGAAGCAGCCACGGAGGACUGUCGCGUAUCCAGUUGCCCGCGUUCUCAUGGCUCCCAUCAUCUACUUCAAACCAACAUAUAUGUCUGUUCCUGCUGAAACAAUUGGCAAGGCCAUGGUCAACACUGUCCUGGACCCAAGCAAAGAAGCUGUCAAGAUAAUCGACAACAAAGGCAUCCAUCACACAGCUAAAGGAAUGGACUGUGAAAAAUAGUCUCUUUUUGCAUUGAUGUAAUUACGACAUUCUAGGGAAAAUGUAUAACAUUUAUAAUCUAUCAGUAGCCUGUUGAUCAAAUGGAACAAGUCCAGAAAUUGUACUUUUUAAAACUGGUCCACCCCACCAGUGGUGUAUGUGUAUGGUGUAUGUACAUGGUACCUAAAAUAUUUCAAUUAAAACCAGUGAGACUGCUAAAGCAUUGUACUUCUUAUUCUGGGUUUACCCACCAAGAUGUAUACUAGCCAAGUCACGGCAGCUUGUUUUGUGCAUAAUCCAGAGGUUGGCGACCCUGCCUCUGGACCAGGAGGUUAUGAGUUCUAAACCCAGCUUUUGUCACUCACCCAUUCUCCUAUAGCAGAGUACCGUCAGUCAUUUAUUCCUGACUGAAAACAGAUGGAGUCCCUCUGACGACUCUGUUUCGCCUUUGCGUAGGAGAAUGUCACUCACCCGACGAGAGGGAUGCAGUCCUUCGAACAGAACUGAUCUGGUCCACGGUUCAUUGUUUGUCGACAAUUUCACUGAUACAAUGAACAAGUAAAACUACAUAGCAUCUGUCUUCUCUGUCCCAACCAAUGGAAGAUCAGCUUUUCACUGUGAUAAAAAAAUGGUUCAAGAUCACUCUCUCUUUCUCACUUGUUUGGACAAGUUAAUUCUGAAAUUUAAAAAAAUAAUCAUUCAAUCAAGUGAUGUGUUGGAUUUUAAUUUGCGUCUGUAUUGAGAAAUAUACAUUUUGGUCCAACUAGACUCUAGGAUUGAACAGAUAGUUGUGUCCAUUAUGGCUAUUUCUCCCCCCUCCUUAAAAUUACAACAAAAAUCAAGCAUUCACAAUCACAUUCAAAUCCUGCCACUGCAAGCAUGUAUGUACAAGUGUGCUUAUGCAAACAUAAAAGAGGUGAACCAUUGUUUUCAACAUACCAAAAGGGAUUGGUCAUUUGGGUAUUUCCAUAAUAUGAGUGUGUAUUGUUGUUAAUGUGUACAAAGACAGACUAUGCUGGGGGGUGGGGGUGGGGGUAUAAAAUUAGGUUCUACUUCAUCUGCUGGCAUGCAUAGCAUUAACAAGCAAAUAUCUCUUAGAGGGAAGUAUUAGUGUGGUAGAAAAGUCAAAGGAAGUUGGAGCAGUGGAUACUUUACACAUCCAUUGUAAGGCAACUUUCUGUACAAAAAGAACAACUCCAUAUAAUAAUCCUUACAACUCUGUGGUAUAAUUUCAAUCAACAACCUUGGGUUCAUGUUUUAACACCGGCAUCACAUGGACAAUUCACAACUCCACAAUAUGAAUGUUUCUCUCAAAAAAUAAAAGCUAUUACAAUUAGUUUCUCUUCCAGACAUGAAUGGAUGUGAGCACAAGCAACCCCUUUAUAUCCCUAUAGAACUAAGUGUACAGGUUUUAAUGGUUGUAAGUACCUAUAGUGUUCACACACCAACAGGGAAAGUAGCACACACUUUAGAAGGUACUAUCAGGGUCUAAAUUGGUCAUGAUGUUUUGUCUAGAAUCAAUUGAUUGUUUUUAUUGAUAUGCCAGUUAGCACAAACAUGUAUACAAACUUCCUGAUUAGAUCAAUUCCGGAUGAAACUACUUGCCAAUUUCUUGAGACAAGUCUAAAGGGUGGCUUCCACAUGACCUGACAACGUUUUGGAAUAUGGAACAAGCAUUGACUGGAUGAUGAACGUAGCAUUGUUAAAUUAAAAUGGAGAGCUUGUUUUUAACUUUAGACAGAGUGGGUGUUUAAUAAUGUAGUUUGCUAUGGAGAUGAUUUUACAUUAUUUUGUGGAUGGACCAGGCUUUUAGUGAACAUUCCUCAAGAGGAUGUUAGCACAAAUGUAGUGUCAGUCAUAACAGGGGAAGGUAUUGGAUACUAUA